UGCGCACCUUCACCGUCCUCGAGAGCAGUCAUUGGGCCAACGCCGACGACCGACUAAUGUCAGUACCCUGCUCGCCCGCUGUCUCUGUGCUGGACGACUGACCUUUGAUUCAACGCAGUCCUCAAGAUGCCGCACUCCUUCGGUUACCGGGCGCGUACGCGCGACAUGUUCAAGCGGGGCUUCAAGGAGCACGGCCCCAUUAAGUUGUCGACUUACCUCAUCACCUACCGGGUAGGUGACAUUGUCGACAUCAAGGCGAACGCCGCCCAGCAAAAGGGCAUGCCCCACAAGUACUACCACGGCCGGACAGGGAUCAUCUACAAUGUUACCCCCAGCGCCGUUGGUGUGAUCGUCAACAAGGUCGUCGGCAACCGCUACAUCGAGAAGCGGGUCAACAUCCGUGUUGAGCACAUCCGGCAUUCAAAGUGCAGGAAGGAGUUCCUCGACCGUGUCAAGCGGAACCACGACGAGCAUGUUAUUGCACGGGAGAAGGGCGAGCGGGUGACCCUCAAGCGCAUCCCUGCCCAGCCCCGCCCCGCACACACCGUCUCGACCUCUGGCAAUGCACCGCAGACGAUGGCCCCCGUCCGCUACGAGACCACUAUUUGAGCCGCUAUACUAUCGUCCCUCGGGAAUACUCACGUCGUGCACGCAUCAUGGGGUUAUGUCUUGCCAUUGUUCUCUCUAUGCAUCCAUGCAAUGAUAAGCGUAACACGAAAACACUGUAAAAGUAACAUGCUGGACUGCUUUGGAUUUUCGAGUGCCCAAGACUAUCUCCUUUUGGUCAGCAACGGAGACCAAUGUCCAAGGAUUGCUGUUCUGUU
This is a messenger RNA of Rhodofomes roseus, 824 nucleotides long. RefSeq names its product 60S ribosomal protein L21. The coding region runs from base 127 to 609 and encodes 160 amino acids. The transcript is spliced from 4 exons. Gene Ontology annotation, biological process: translation. Gene Ontology annotation, molecular function: structural constituent of ribosome. NCBI's taxonomy places the organism in Eukaryota, Fungi, Basidiomycota, Agaricomycetes, Polyporales, Fomitopsidaceae. The record is from RefSeq and is a predicted model, not a curated record. Gene Ontology annotation, cellular component: cytosolic large ribosomal subunit; ribosome.